CCCUCUGCCCAUGCUCGUUUAAUUUCUCCCUCUGUCUCAACUAAAGCUCUCUCAGAAAAAGCAUGGUCGUCGGCAUGGGGAACUUAACGUUAUCUCUGAAAGCGGUGCUGAUAUCCACAGGAGUUGUGUCGGUGGCUUUCAUCUUGAAGCUCUGUGUUCCGUUGGUAUCAGAUUUCAUCGUCUCCGAUCUCCCUUCACUGUACAGUGUUAUGAUAUCUUAUCUACGCCCUCCCUAUCUUUACUUGCUUAUCAACGGUAUCAUCAUCUCCAUCGUUGCCUCCUCUAGAUUCCAACAUAAAUCAGACGUUACUGAUGACAAUAAAACCGUCCGCUCCGUCCCCGCGGCACCGCCAGCAGUACCAGAUAGGAUCUCAGUCGAGGCUUACCAUGGUGACAUUGGGAGCGAGAUCUCCGAAAACGUCUACAGUAACGUUGUUGGGACGGUUGCAGCCGAGAGAACGAUAGUCUCCACGGCAGCUUUGCCAAACAGUAUCUCUGUGGACACAUACAAUGACGGUGGUGAGAGCAAGAUCUCUAGAGGUAACGCCUACAGUAGCAUUCACCGGAGUGGAUACGGUUACGAAGAUAAGACGGUUGUGGUUGAUCCGGCGGCGGAGGCUGAAAGAGUCACGAUGGACGGUGGUGAUAGCGGCGUUAAGCCUGCAAAAGCUUCCGAUCUGGAGAGGAUGGACACUAUGGACCUUAUAAGUUUGUUGAGCGAGGUUGAGAAACCGCCAGUUUCUAGAAGAUUCAGUCAGCGAAAAACCGUAAAAGCUACUCAGCAUCAUGAAGGGAAGGCGUUGGGAGUGACGAAGCCGAAACGGGACGACACGCUGGAGAGCACGUGGAAGAUGAUAACGGAGGGCCGUCACAUGCCGUUAACCAGGCAUCUGAAGAAGUCCGACACGUGGGAGCGGGUGCAGGAGGAACACAACGCAUCUCCUCCUCCUCUUCCGAACCAAAUGAAGAAAUCGGACACCUUCAGCGACAGCAAGACCACCACGGCAGGUCCAAAGAAAAAUAACUCCACUCUUACUCGGUCCUCCGGCUUCGGCAAGCUUAAGAAGGAACCAUCGCUGAGUCAGGACGAGUUGAACCGCCGUGUUGAAGCGUUUAUCAAGAAGUUCAACGAGGAGAUGAGGUUGCAGAGGCAAGAGUCGUUGAAUCAGUACCAGGAGAUGAUUAGCCGAGCGGCACAUUAGGUAUUUCAGAUAAACCACGAGGGCUCAAUUCCUUUUCCCUCAUUUGGUAACUUAUUCACAACUCCUGGUUUUGUAUUUUGUAAAGGUGUUUUCUUUUUUUCUUUCUACUUUCAAUUUAAAAUUGUUACUUCACAUAUAAUAAUGAAAUAAUUUCUUA
Messenger RNA from Rubroshorea leprosula, 1359 nucleotides. The record is from the annotation of a GenBank genome assembly. NCBI's taxonomy places the organism in Eukaryota, Viridiplantae, Streptophyta, Magnoliopsida, Malvales, Dipterocarpaceae.